UGGAGGACAAGGAGGGCGACGACGCAGGCACACGGUUCUAUAAGGCAGCUGCUCGGGCCAACGUCGUUAUGAGGAAUUACAUCCAUGAACACGGCAGCCUUUACAUGGAUGAGAACGGCAAGUACAUGAUGGACAACUCCGACCAAGUUGAGGAAAUACGUUGCAAGCAUGUUACAGCAGAAGAAAUGGAAGCAAAGAUAAUGAAGCAAGAGAUGACUAAGGAGCAAACUUAUUUAUCAGAACUGGCUUUAGCGAGUUUCAACAAGAGGAGAAAGGUGAAGUUUGAGUUGUGUGAGACAUUGCUUUCUAGACUCUUUUACGAGAGCAGACGUAUUUUUACGCACGUAAAUUUCGUCGCCAUGCGCAAGGAUAAGAAAAAACUCUUUUUCGCCGAGAUAGAGGACUGCGGACAGGGUCGUGAAGAGAUCUUGAAAAUGCCAAAGCCGUCGGUGGCGGCGCUCUACGUCGUCGUUCCCUUCUUGAAGGAAUCACCGAGAAGUUCUAGACUACUAUCUGCUACCUCCGGGGAAACCCUAGAUCGAUAG
Triticum dicoccoides is the source of this 545-nucleotide messenger RNA. RefSeq lists its product as uncharacterized. The transcript is spliced from 4 exons. NCBI's taxonomy places the organism in Eukaryota, Viridiplantae, Streptophyta, Magnoliopsida, Poales, Poaceae. The record is from RefSeq and is a predicted model, not a curated record. Bases 69 to 545 code for a protein of 158 amino acids.